AUGGCCUCCAGACUGGACAACCCUCCGAGCGAUCUGCCCGCCGGGUACACACUGCACGCAGGGUUCCCGUCGGUCUCGGAGUACCGCAACCUGCGCAAAUCAAGCGGUCUCACGCCCGUGACAGAGGCACAGGCUGCAGGUGCUGUGACGGGGAGCUUGUACGGGUGCCACAUUACCUACUCCUCUGGGAGCGACCAGGCGGUGGCUAUGGGUCGGAUCAUCGGCGAUGGUGGAUGGUACUUUCAUAUUGCGGACAUGGCUACCCUGCCGGAGCACCAGAGGAAGGGGCUGGGGAGCGUGGUCCUCAAGCAUCUGUUGGCUUAUGUCAAGGACAACAGCCCGGAGGAUGGGGAGCCGUACAUCACCUUGUUUGCAGACCCGCCAGGGCGGCGGUUGUACGAGAGGAACGGCUUCGUGGAGAGUAGAAAGACGAGGAAGAGAGAAUAG
Messenger RNA from Cryphonectria parasitica EP155, 447 nucleotides. RefSeq names its product putative GNAT family acetyltransferase. The transcript is spliced from 3 exons. Bases 1 to 447 code for a protein of 148 amino acids. Lineage: Eukaryota; Fungi; Ascomycota; Sordariomycetes; Diaporthales; Cryphonectriaceae. The record is from RefSeq and is a predicted model, not a curated record. Gene Ontology annotation, molecular function: acyltransferase activity, transferring groups other than amino-acyl groups.